AUGGAUAGAUUUCAAAAACAGAGUAGAAAAAUAAAAAGACACAUUGCAGACAUUCAGAACUUUGAAUAUAGAUCUGAACAGUCAUCAAACAGAUCGGUAAAAUUUCUCUCAAUACUGAAAAAUUCCAGAAUUCACAAAAUAAAAGACACACCUAAACUUAAACGUCAUAUCAUGCUGUCACUGAAGGAGGAAAUCUUCAUGAAGGAUGUGAUAAGGUUGCUGAGUGAAAUCCAAACCAAAGAGUCAGGAAAAAGACAAGCUAGAAAUGAAUGUAUGCUAAAACUUAUGCCUGUGCCUAAAUUACUCAAAUGGAUCGAGACAGAAGUUAGUGAAGUUACACAUAUUUCCUGUCUGUCAUCAGACCGCGUCUGGAUCAGCGAUGUGAUGGAAAUCAAGAUGUUCCUGACAAACAUUGCAGGAGAAAAACUACGUCAUAUAACAGAUAUGGUUUAUACUUUUGGAACUGUUGGAUAUCAUGCAGUAACCUCUACCUGUGAUCUUAUUUAUGUCGACGCUGAUGGUAACAUUAUUAAACUAUCCAAAAAUUACAGAAAAAACACAUUGAUAAAGAAUACUGAAUCAAGAAAACCAUCUUGCUUAUAUAUCUCACGCUUAACAGGAGAUCUGCUGGUUGGCAUUUGGGAUAUAAGAAAGGCAGGCAUUGUAAACCGUUACAACAGCAAAGGAAAACACAUACAGACCAUACAAAACAAAUUAUAUUAUCAACCAGUCUACAUCACAGAAAACCGCAAUGGCGAUAUUAUUGUGUCUGAUUGGGAUCGUAAGGCUGUAGUGGUGACAGAGCGUGGAGGAAAACAUCGUUUCUCCUACACAGGACGUUCUUCAUCAUCAUUACCGUCGCAGGAAUCAUGCCAUGUGGAAUAUGUACAGACGUGUUUUCACAAAUCCUCGUGUGUGAUGCAAACACCCGUACAAUACAUGUAUUAG
This is a messenger RNA of Saccostrea cuccullata (small rock oyster), 948 nucleotides long. RefSeq lists its product as uncharacterized. Bases 1 to 948 code for a protein of 315 amino acids. The transcript has a single exon. The record is from RefSeq and is a predicted model, not a curated record. Lineage: Eukaryota; Metazoa; Mollusca; Bivalvia; Ostreida; Ostreidae.